UGUGGCUUUUCACUACAUUGUAAAUAUUGUGUCGGACUUCAUGGCGUGGAAGAGGGCUGUUUGCAGGGCGUGUCUGUAAUUUGCAAAAAAAAAAAAAGUUUUUGGCAGGACAUGAUGUUGCUAGUCAGGAGGCUGCUCACACUUAACGGAGUUGCCAUCCCAUCUGGGGGCAGCAUCACGUGCAAUGGAAAAGGGGUCCACCGUGCACAGAGCACAGCUGCAGUCGGUUUGAACGUCUCGGUGCAAAAGCCACAGGACUUUGGCUGCCAGAAGAGGAGCGAUUCUAAUUCCAGAAUAGCUGGGGACUCGCCGUGCGAUCUGUGCACCGCUGACGAAGCCGGUGCUGGUUUAAUAAGAAACGAUGGCGACUCUCUGAGGGACACUAACUUUCCCCUGGAACGAGCUCCGGGUUUGAGGCCUGGGACACGUACUCGCAUCUUGGGGAAAUCUUCAGCGAAGUUUGCCGAACGCCUCUGGGACCCAUGCGGGCCGCUUUUGAGACAGACCUGCUCACUCCACCAAGACCACUCGCAGGUUGAUGGGAUUGCCGAGGAGGAAGUUGACAAACCCCAGGACGCCAAAGGGAGCAACGCUAAACAGCACAAACAAGUGUUAAGCGAACGCUCUCGGGAGCGAAAAGUGCCAGUCACAAGGAUUGGGAGGCUUGCCAAUUUUGGAGGUUUGGCAGUGGGUCUUGGCAUUGGGGCACUGGCUGAAGUGGCCAAACAGAGUCUUAAGUCAGAGGACCGAACAGGAGGGAGAAAGGCCGUUCUGGACAGCCCGUUCCUGUCGGAGGCAAACGUGGAGAGGAUUGUUCGGACGCUGUGCAAGGUGCGAGGCGCUGCCCUCAAGCUGGGGCAGAUGCUGAGCAUUCAGGAUGAUGCCUUCAUCAAUCCUCAGCUUGCUAAGAUCUUUGAGAGGGUCAGACAGAGUGCAGACUUCAUGCCAAUGAAGCAGAUGAUGAAAACCAUAAACAAUGAUCUGGGCCCAGACUGGAGGGGCAAGCUGGAGUUCUUUGAGGAGAGGCCCUUCGCCGCGGCCUCCAUCGGCCAGGUGCACCUAGCCAGGAUGAAGGAUGGCAGGGAGGUGGCCAUGAAGAUCCAGUAUCCUGGAGUGGCACAAAGCAUCAGCAGCGAUGUAAAUAACCUGAUGACUGUCCUCAGCAUGAGCAAUGCCUUACCCGAAGGUCUGUUUCCUGAGCACUUGAUCGAGGUCAUGAGCCGCGAGCUGGCGCUGGAAUGCGAUUAUAUAAGAGAGGCCCAGUGUGCCAAGAAAUUCAAAGAGCUCCUGAAAGGCCACCCUUUCCUCUACGUUCCCGACGUGGUCGAUGAGCUCAGCAGCCAGCACGUCUUCACCACGGUACUGGUACCCGGGUUCCCUCUGGACAAGGCCGACAACCUCUCUCAGGAGCUCAAGAAUGAAAUCUGCGAGAACAUCCUGGUCCUCUGUCUCAGGGAGCUCUUUGAGUUCAGAUACAUGCAGACAGACCCCAACUGGUCCAACUUCUUCUAUGACCCACAAACUCAUAGGGUUGCGCUGUUGGACUUCGGUGCCACUAGAGGUUUUGACCGGAGUUUCACAGACACCUAUAUUGAGAUCAUCAAAGCCGCUGCAGAUGGAAACAGAGAAGGUGUGCGGAAGCGGUCAAUAGAGAUGAAGUUCCUCACGGGCUAUGAGUCAAAGGUCAUGGAGAGCGCCCAUGUGGACGCCGUGAUGAUCCUGGGCGAGGCCUUCGCGUCCGACAAGCCCUUCGACUUCAGCAGCCAGAGUACCACGGAACGCAUCCACGGCCUGAUCCCCGUGAUGCUGAAGCACCGCCUCACGCCUCCGCCCGAGGAGACUUACUCCCUGCACCGCAAGAUGGGUGGCUCCUUCCUCAUCUGCUCCCGCCUUAAAGCCAAGAUCUCCUGCAAAGCCAUGUUCCAGGAGGCCUACGCCAAGUACUGGAGCGAUCGGCAGGCAGAUCUCACCAAAUGA
This is a messenger RNA of Scleropages formosus (Asian bonytongue), 1977 nucleotides long. RefSeq names its product coenzyme Q8A, genome duplicate b (gene coq8ab). Gene Ontology annotation, biological process: ubiquinone biosynthetic process. The coding region runs from base 112 to 1977 and encodes 621 amino acids. NCBI's taxonomy places the organism in Eukaryota, Metazoa, Chordata, Actinopteri, Osteoglossiformes, Osteoglossidae. The record is from RefSeq and is a predicted model, not a curated record. The transcript has 15 exons.